Scheffersomyces coipomensis is the source of this 1101-nucleotide messenger RNA. RefSeq lists its product as uncharacterized. NCBI's taxonomy places the organism in Eukaryota, Fungi, Ascomycota, Pichiomycetes, Serinales, Debaryomycetaceae. The record is from RefSeq and is a predicted model, not a curated record. The transcript is spliced from 2 exons. Bases 1 to 1101 code for a protein of 366 amino acids.
AUGACGACUACUGAACACAAUUAUAAUUCAACCCAAGUUGAAACUAAAUUAGAUGAAAGUACAUUACCAGAUAAAUUAAAAGGAACUACAAAUUUGGUCAUCUUAGAUGAUUCCACAUUCACAGAUAGCCUUGAUAACCUCUUGAUUCCUCCUGUUCCCACUGAAGGUCAAAUCCUCUACCAUAAUAAACCAUCUGCGUCAUAUGAAGAAUCACUGCAAUUGUUUUUCGAUAAUGCUCAUAAGUUUAAUAAUCCAGAUUCUCCACUUGUCAUCACUUUACAAUUCAAACUCGGUAGUAAUGAUGAUGGAAAGUCAAUGAAUGAUUUGAUUCUGAAAGCAAAUAUCAUUAAUAUGAUGGGAAACUUUAAAUUCAAACUCUACAUUUUUAAAAUCGUUAUUGAUAAACAACCUGAUAAGUUUAAAUUACCACCAGUAGAAGAUUUGACGCCAUUGAAAAGAAAUGAAGAUGUUGCGAUGUAUAACAAAUUAGAAGUGGACUAUAAAGAACGUCAUAGUUGUCAGCCAAAAAUUUCAAUUCUGUGGUUAGGUCCAGAAAUUCAAGAAUUACAUUUAGGUCAAAAGGUAAGAUUAGAUGUAUUUAUUAAAAGAGAUUAUCCAACUAAAUUUCCUAAUUUGGAAACGGUUGGUUUUGAAUCUUAUUAUGCUGGUACGGUAUGGACUAUGGGUGAACUUGUUAAAUCCAAUGGAAGUUUAAUUAAGACCAUAACUUUGGGUUCCAUGAGAUCAGUAUUAUUAGAGAAUUUACCUGUAUUACAAAAAUGUACAGUAAGAGGAUACGAAUUACGUCAUUAUCGUAGAAUGAUGGAGCUUAUGCGUUCAUCUGAAGUAAUUCAUUAUUACGGAGAAAAGUUUGAUUACUUUGAUCAUCAAUGUCGUAUGUAUAGAAAGAAACAUCCUGAUUUAGAUUUCUAUUAUCUGUUUAAUAUCGAUGAAAAACCUACCAGAAUUCCUUCACCAUGUGAAGAUGGAGAUCCUAUACCAAGAACGUUUGGAACUGAGUUUCCAUAUUGGGAUGAAGAGAUUCCAGCACCUUUCUUACCUCCUGGUAUGAUUUGUUAUCUUAAUGGUGCUAGACCUUAA